AAGCUGCUGAAUUAUUAAUGAACUGAGCAGCUGCCCGGGGUUUGCCAGACCAAAGUAGUCAACUACGAUAACAAGCUGCUACUCUUCAAUCGACAUUGCCCGCUGCUAUUUAAACAAAUCUUACUUUGACAGGUGUUUCACGAUUCUUACGUGUCUUCGCUUAUGGAUUCGUGUUAUUUACUGACAAUUACAUCGCGAGUGAGGCGUUUGACAAGCUCCGUGUUUCUCUGUGGUCGAUUGGGAGUGACUUGGCAGAGAUGUGAAACUCCCAUUGAUUGAUCUCCACAACACUCCCCGCUGACCAGAGAAAACACUCGAUAGCGAAUGCGAGAGGGGAUUUAAAUUGGACAAAUAUUGUCCUCGUUACUUGACGGAUAAGGUAGCUAUCUGUUUUUUCGUGACGGCCGAGGUAAUCCGCUAUUUGCGUUGUUUAACAGCCAGCCUAACAUCGGUCAGUUCGACGUUAGCUAGCUUGUAAUGUCGGCACAGUUGGACUUGUUUUCCCCUCUAGACCCUGCUUCCUGUUAGCCUCGGGCUAGCUAGAAAAAUCGAAAUUAUGCUAAUGAACGAGCAGGUAUAGUUAGCCAACGCAAAGGGGUGUAACUUUACUACUCACAGCUGGCUACCCGCUGCAAUUUAGUUGGAAAUUAUCCACGAAUCUAUGCUAAUAACUUUGUUUCACAGCCAGCUACCAGGGCAGCUGGUUUCCUUUAGUUUGCUAACGCUCGACAGCUAGCCAUCUUGCCUGUGAUGGGGAUUUAAGUAUUUAACUUGACAAGCUUUUAUGUGGCAGGGAGCGAGCGAUAUUCACUUAAGUCGCAUGUUAAUAUAUGUGUCGGUAAUGGGCUCACUAAUUUAGGACGGAAUUGCGUGCGACUAAUGCCUUAAAAAUACUUUAUUUCACCGUGGAAAGCCUGUCAGUGUUUGACUGUGAACAAGACAAUAGAGAACCCGAGACUUGCUAAGCUGUUGUUCUGAUAACGACAAAAAACACAGAUAACUAACUUAGAGAUAAUUGUAUUUUGAUUAAUGUUUUGUUACACCGCAUGCUAAUGCAAGUACAAUAUUUUUUAGAUACUUCUGUACGUUCAUUAGCGGUAAAAUAAAUAAGCAGUUGGCGUUAAGCUGACCCGCACAGAUAGCUCGGGGGACGGUGCAAAUGGUGCUUGUGCGACAUAUGAGCGCUGUGCUUCCCUGAACCCGCAGCUUUCAGGUAUCUCAUCUCAUUAUACCGUAACAACAGCUUUAAAUGCCUCAGAAAACACUCGCAGUAGCCGGUCGUCAUCAGAGGUAACUGGGUGGAUAGAGAGGCGUAGAAGCGGUCUGAAGAGGGAGGCUCCUGCCCAUUUCUGGACGUCCAUCUCUCCAGCCUACCAUCAUCACGUCCAUCCACCACCACCGCCCUCCUCAGCCAUGGACCCCCCGAGGACUCGGUCACGGUCUCGGUCCGGCUUCUAUCAUUUCGGCCUGAACGGCAACGUUGGGAGCAAUGGCAGUGGGAACCCGGUUGGAAACGGGAGCAUGAUGAAUGCCAGCGGAGGAGGAGGGGUGAGCUACCCGCAGCAGAGCAACCCCGGCUGGGCGCCGCACCACGGUGGCCGCAGCUACCCGGAGAGCCAGCAGCAGCACACCCAGGGGAGCUACCUGUCCGCAGGGGCGCAGCGCCACUCUUCGCACGGAGCCCACAGACACCCCGGGGCCGGAGGAGUGCUGCAUUUUCAUCCAGAUAAUGUGUGUAGCGAAGAUCGGGACAAGAUGGAAGACAGCCCAAGCCCGAAAAGGCAGCGUCUUUCUCAGCAGACCAUGUUGGAUCUGAACUCUGCCCCUCCGUCUACUCCUUCCUCUCCCAUUCGCCCCUGGGAGCUGCCUCCCAGUCGCAGACCACACCCCCACUACAUGCCAGAGAGAUGCCAUACGCCUGUUCGCAACAGACGCAGCCCUCCAAUGAGACGCCAGCGUGGCCGGAGAGACCGUCUGACCCGCCACCACCACCAUGCCCACAACAAUCACCACCACUACAACAGCAACAACAACCACCACCACCACCAUCACCACCACCCAAACGCUCACCACCAUCACCACCACCACCACCACCUGCACUCCCACCACGGCCCGUCGCCAGGCCACCAGGACGAGAACUACCGCCACCCGGCUCCGCCUCAGGGCUACCCACCCUACAGCCAGCAACCUCCUCGAGGGCUGGGGCCCGGGCUGGAAGAGCGCCAGGGUCACCAUCCCCCAAAUCCCUCCCCGAGGCCCCUCCACCAGUCACCCAACCUGUCUCCCAGACUGCUGCACCCUGCGGCUCAUCCACAGCACCCACACCCCCACCCAUCACAGCAGAGCAGUGUGGUGCUGGAUCUCCAUGAGCAGGGUUCAGCUCCAGUAUCGUAUCCUGUGUCUCCUCCGGGAGCGCCCCCGGGCCUUCCGCCUCGCUCCGCCCCUCAGCAGAUCCCAGCAUGCUCAGUAGUCUUCAGUGGACAGCACUAUCCGGUCUGCAGUGUCCCUCCUCCUGUCCUUCAGACUUGCUCUGUGCAGCACUUACCUAUGCCCUACCCAUUCCCCUCGCUGCUGUCCAGUGACCAGGCCUUCCUGCUUCCACCUCCUCACCUUCCUCAUCCCCCAGCACACCUUUCUCACCACCCCCCUCACCUGCCCCAGCCUGGACAGUUUGGACCCUAUCCGACGCAGCAGGCCCGUUCACCGUUACAGAGGAUAGAGAAUGACGUGGAGCUGCUUGGAGAACACCUGUCUUUGGGUGCUGGGCUCCACUACCCCCCCACCACCCACCCUGCCCUCACACCACACUCCACACAGCUCCACUUCCUGUCCCAUGACCCCCUGCCACAGGAGUUCUUCGGAGUGUCCUAUCCAAACUUUAUCCCUCGGCGUCUCCCGGGGCGGAGGUACCGCUCGCAACAGCCACUGCCACCUUCGCCUUACCACCCCAGCCUCCUGCCUUACUUCCUUUCAAUGCUGCCAGUCCAGCCCACAGGUCCUGCGAUCAGUCUGGAGCUGGAUGUAGACGAUGGAGAAGUGGAAAACUAUGAGGCCCUCCUGAACCUCGCUGAGCGUCUGGGAGAGGCCAAACUCCGAGGACUGACCAAGGGAGACAUCGAACAGCUUCCUUCCUAUCGGUUCAAUCCAAAUAACCAUCAGUCUGAACAAACACUGUGUGUGGUGUGUAUGAGUGAUUUUGAGUCCCGCCAGCUGCUGCGAGUUCUGCCAUGCAGCCAUGAGUUCCACGGGAAGUGUGUUGACAAGUGGCUGAGGGCCAACAGGACAUGCCCCAUCUGUAGGGCCGACGCCUCAGAGGUCCAGAGAGACUCAGAGUGACCACUUGGGGGAGCCAGAUGCUCCUAGUUGUCUGUCAAACACGUUCAGCACUACCUGCUCCUGAUGUAUUGAUACACGUGUACGUGCUACACACACACACACACGCACACACAUACACACACACACACACACACACACACACACACACACACACACACACACACACACCACUGCCUUGUGUUUUUGUGCAGCACUUUCUGCUUGUUUAUCAUCCUUUCAAUCGUUAUCCUUCUACAUUUGAUCUGAUUCUCAUCAGAUUCAACAGUUAUAUUAUUGUUUGUUCACAUGAAUGCAGGCGCUCACAUCUUUUGGUGAAUUUCACCCUGCCUGACCACUAUUCUACUAUGGUGCAGUGUGGUGUGUGUGUGUGUGUGUGUGUACACGUGCAUGCACCACAACUGUGCAAGUGUUGUUUGGUCAGCCCUGUAAUGCCGGGCUGUGGUACAAGACUGUGUGUGUUUUCAGUAUGUGUGUGUGUGCGCGCGUGCAAGAUUUUUAGAUGUCCUGGAGCAUGCCUGAGUGUCUGUCGUGUAUCAGACAAGAGUAACGACAUGGGAGAGUUUUUGCUCUCAUGAGUGACUGACUUUAUUUCCUGUUUGUACGUUUAUGCACUGUCUGUCUGUAUGCAUACUCUGUGUGUAUGUAUGUUAUAGACCUAAAUCUUUUUCUCUAGUUUGACACUAAGGGUCCAUGCUGCCACUAUAUUUCUCGGUUGCCUAUUUGAUCCAUUUGUUUCAGUAGAUUAUUAUUAUUAUUAUUAUUAUUAUUAUUA
Messenger RNA from Centropristis striata (black sea bass), 4108 nucleotides. RefSeq names its product E3 ubiquitin-protein ligase RNF38-like. The record is from RefSeq and is a predicted model, not a curated record. The transcript is spliced from 12 exons. Lineage: Eukaryota; Metazoa; Chordata; Actinopteri; Perciformes; Serranidae. The coding region runs from base 1414 to 3336 and encodes 640 amino acids.